AUGGAUCAUCGACAAAACGUAGCCACCUUCAACACUUUUGUCCGGCAUUGUUCAACUCCAGAGAAGUGCAAUCUUACUUUUUCCAUUAACUCUGGAUUACAGACGAGCACCUGGGUCUCACAGUGCUGCUCAACUGAUGUCUGCAACACUGAAAAUGCUGACAUGCCCGGCAUUCCAAACGGACUGGUGUGCUGUGGAGGGAAUGACGACUUCUGUCAGAGCACCGUCAACUGCCUGGGCGUCCAGGACCAAUGCUUCACCUCAGACAUCGGUGGAAUCAUCUCCAGAGGGUGCUCUUCAAAGAGUGUCUGCGCAGAUCCCGUAAAUGCAAGUGCAGUUUUACAGAUGAGCCUGAGCCCGCAGAUGCAGUGCUGUGAAGGCCACCUCUGCAACAACCCAAAUGCCUUUCUGAUUUACAACGAAUGCUACAGCCGUUCCUGUGACGAGUGCCAAAACAGCAUCACCCUGUGCAGCUCACAGUCAUCUGCUUGUGGAGUGCUGGUGGGAUCCUAUAACAUGGUCUGGACCAACUACACCAUUUUUGAUGCGGGCUGCAUUCCCACACAGACCUGUAACUGGAGUCUGUCAAUUGACUACGGCCAUGGAAGUAAUAGCUGGAGCUCCUGGUGCUGCAACUCCAGUUUAUGCAAUGUAGAAAAAGCUAAUAUUUCUAGUGAUCCAAAUGGACUGGUAUGCUGCGCUGGAAUGGACAGGACUUGCCAAAACUCCAUGAACUGCACCGGCAUUCAAGACCACUGCUUCAUUUCAGAUAAUGGCCAGCAGGUGUACGCUGGCUGCACGUCCAAGGGCGUCUGUGACAGUCCGCUCAGGGCAAGCAUCUUCCUGAACAUACCGCUCAACUCUCACAUCGACUGCUGUCAGGGACCCCUCUGCAAUGAGCCUGUCACUACUCCUGCUAAUGACAACGGGCUGGUGUGCUGCGCAGAUGCCAACUCGACCUGCCAGAAUCACAUCAACUGCACUGGAAGUCAGGACUACUGCUUCACUUUAGAUAAUGGACAGUUGGUGCAGAAAGGCUGUGCAUCAAAAGCUUUCUGUGACAAUUCUGCAGCUGUGACAUUACAAUUCAAUCAGAGCAUCCAGUUUAACUGCUGCAAUGGGAGUCUCUGCAAUCAGCCCUCUUACACCUCUGAAAAUAUAAGUGGGCUGGUGUGCUGCGAAGGAGCAAAUGGGACGUGUCAGACCACCGUGAACUGCACAGUUCCUGAAGCCCGCUGCUUUAUGGCCUAUGCUGAAGGGGCCGUGCUGAGGGGAUGUACAACACAAAGCGCCUGUCAGAAUUCUGUCCAGUCGAGCCCAUCUUCCCAGAUGUACUGCUGUCUUGAAGAUCUCUGCAACCAGCCUUCUUCCACCUUGUUCUGCAACAGCUGCCAAUCUGUUUAUUCGUGGGAAGCUUGCGAGAGCAGCGUCACUCUGUGUUUCCCUCCAUACUCCACUUGUGCAUCACUUCAGUAUUCACUUAAUUUACGUAAGUAG
This is a messenger RNA of Polypterus senegalus (gray bichir), 1497 nucleotides long. RefSeq names its product urokinase plasminogen activator surface receptor-like. NCBI's taxonomy places the organism in Eukaryota, Metazoa, Chordata, Cladistia, Polypteriformes, Polypteridae. The coding region runs from base 1 to 1497 and encodes 498 amino acids. The record is from RefSeq and is a predicted model, not a curated record. The transcript has 13 exons.